Molecule: messenger RNA, 1298 nt
Organism: Annulohypoxylon maeteangense
Lineage: Eukaryota; Fungi; Ascomycota; Sordariomycetes; Xylariales; Hypoxylaceae
Exons: 1
Coding region: 106-1164 (352 amino acids)
Biological process (GO): regulation of DNA-templated transcription
Molecular function (GO): zinc ion binding; DNA-binding transcription factor activity, RNA polymerase II-specific
Source: RefSeq, a predicted model, not a curated record
CAGUAAACUCCACACACGCCUAAACUAACUCUGUCUAAUAUCUAUUUACUACCUACCUACCUUUACCUAGGUACCUAGUAUUUAUUGGUGUCGAAGUCCAACGCCAUGAUACACUUUCAACCCGAACGGCAGAAUCAAUUAAGAAGGGCUUGCGACAGAUGCCAUCAAUCUAAAUCAAAAUGUUUCAGGGACAACGACAACGAGUCAUGUCAACGCUGCCUUCGCGCAAACAUUGGCUGUGUCUCUAGCCCUCCGGCUUCGAGACGUCACGCACAAGCUGCGUCCAGAGAGGUACUCAAACCAACACCACUAGGAUCGGUAACUUCUGCGCUUCACCCAUCAGGUCAGUCAUUAGAAAAUGGGUUGUCAACUUCGAGGGUCAUAGCCAAGUCGUGUCCCGCCGCAAGCUCUUCCGCAGUUAACGGCUACCAACCGAGCCCCAUAGGAGAAUCAUCAUCACCUACCCAAGAGCCUGUUUGUGAUCUCAUAAGCCUGCUUCAAAAACUGUCGGAUCUGAAUAUCAAUUUAAUGAGUCAACUAAGCACAAUUCCUGAAAUUAACCCAAACAGCACUGACAGUAGCCCGUUUCAACCAGAGAGAACCAAGCUUUUCAGUAUAGAUCAAACAUUCAACCUAUCUCAGGUAUUCAUUGAUGUUAUGAGUCAACUCUGCUUGGGAUUACCCCCCUCUCAUAGCGAUACCCCCGGGCAGACAGCAGAAGCGAAACGCACUCUAUUUUCUCUCGAUCCGGCUUCGGAACUACUCAUAUUUUCAACCUAUCUUCACCUAAUAGAAACUCACGACAGAAUCUUACGACUGAUGAAGGAUUCUGCCAAGAACAGGGAACCUGAUUCCCCUAUCCGAUAUCCAUUUCAAAUACCAGACUUCACCAUAGGCUCAUUCUCCUUACCAACACAAACAGACACCCAGUCAUUCAUUCUUCUCAACAUCAUGGAUACAAUGAUAGCGCGAGCACGAGGAGUCGUAGCGGAGGCGACAACCCCUAAGCAGACCAUUGGGUACCGGGGAGAUUUCCAGUCUUUCGGUGGCGUUACGCUGGUUAUUGUACCGGACUUAGCGCGAAGUGCGAUUCGCGUCCGCGAAGAUUCUCUUGUUGAGAUGAUUAAAGAUCUCCAGAAUCACAUAUUUCAAUCUACUAUAUGACGACACGGGGAUCUCUAAAUGUGUUGAUAUUUUGGAGAAUUUUAAUUCCUAGAACGUCCACAUGCAAAUUUCUAUGUAGACCCUACAAAGAGUACUGAUCUAUCUAGUCUACAGAGUACCUAGGUACCUACCAG